Molecule: messenger RNA, 2995 nt
Organism: Penaeus vannamei (Pacific white shrimp)
Lineage: Eukaryota; Metazoa; Arthropoda; Malacostraca; Decapoda; Penaeidae
Source: RefSeq, a predicted model, not a curated record
AUGCAUCACCAACAGAAGCGAGUGCAUCACCAACAGAAGUUAGAUUGCAUCAGAAUUAGAUACGAGUGCUUAGAUAGAGUAUCACCAACAGAAAAGUUAGCACGAGUGAUCACCCAGAAGAAUCACCAACAGAAGUUAGAUCCAGUGCAUCAAAAGUUAGAUCCACGAGUGCAUCACCAAACAGAAGUUAAGAUUGUGAACCAACAGAAAGGAGUGCAUCACCAACAGAAGUUAGAUCCAGGAGUAUCACCAACAGAAGUUAUUGAGAUCCUAGGAGUGCAGAAGCGAGUGCAUCACCAACAGGAGUUAGAUCCACGAGUGGCAUCACCAACAGAGCAGAUCACCAACAGAAUGCAUCAUCAACAGAAGUUUGAACCAGACAGAAAGUUAGAUCAGGAGCAUCGCCAACAGAAGUUAGAUCCAGGAGAUGUUAGAUCAGUGCAUCGCCAACAGAAGUUAGAUCCACGAGUGCAUCACCAACAGAAGUUAGAUCCAGGAGUGCAUCACAGAAAAGUUAGAUCACGAGUGCAUCAGAAGUUAGAUCCAGGAGUGCAUCGCCAACCACAGUGCAUCAGAGUUAGGAUCACGAGUGCAUCACCAACAGAAGUUAGAUCAGGAGUGCAUGCCAACAGAAGUAGAUCACGAGUGCAACAGAAGUUAGUGCAUCCAUCAGGAAAGUUAGAUCAGGAGUGCAUCACAACAGAAAAGUUAGAUCCAGGAGUGCAUCAACAGAAGUUAGAUCCACGAGUGCAUCACCAACACGAGUUGAUCCACGAUGCACCAACAGAGGAGUGCAUUAGAUCCAGGAGUGCAUCACCAACAGAAGACGACCAACAGAAGUUAGAUCCAGGAGUGCAUACCAACAAAGGUAGAAACACAUCGGCAAAUUCCAUGCAUAUAUUACCUUCACUUAAAAGGACUCUGGGGGGAGAAGACUAUGGGUGCCAUGGAAUUUCAAAAUCACAAAAUGAGAGUCAAGAAAACAUUUCUUCAAGCGAUCCUGGUCUGGAACCUUUUGACCCGUCACCAAGCAGGAAGAGAUUAAAGACAAUCGCUUCGCCUGUAGACGCACCUGAUGUGAAAGUAUUAAAAGCUACUGAAUUUCCAUCCAGUGAGCCGUCUCAUUCGUUGAAAAGGCUCCAAAGUGCAUCUUCGGCUGUUGAGAUGGGGACGAAACGCCUAAGGUUGGAUGUGGCGGUAAAUGCUUCAGAGAAUUCGAGCGCUUUGUGGCCAAGGGAAAAACUCGGCCAGUGUAAUCCUGUAAUUGCAACUCUUGCUGCAAUAAUGGAAAAAUACAAAAAUGGACGAAAUGAACAAAAGUGCCUCUCAAAUACUGCCAGAAAAUCAAAGAAAUUGCCUCAUUGUACUAUUAUCACAAGAUCAAUAGCAAGGCUCAUCUUAAAGAGAUCUGCAAAUCAUAAUCAGAUUCAUGUUUCUCAGAAAAAGAUGGAAGUAUUCACAGCUGCAGCAGACGGAGAUCUGAAGAAGGUUCAGAAAAUGAUCCAAGACACAGGACCUGCCUUGAGGGAAGAUCAGACUGACUUCACGCUCCUUCACGCCGCUGCUGCCAAUAACCAACCAGACGUAGCAUUGUUCCUCUUGAAGCUGAUCAACCCUAAUAUAACCAACAACCAGGGCCAGACGCCUGCUCACGUAGCUGCCAUGAGGGGGCAUACGCAAGUGCUGAGGAUUUUGUUAUCCGACGAAGAAAUGAACCAUGAAAAGAAGGAUAACUUCAGGAUGACGUAUAAAGACCUGAUGUGUGUGCCCCUGAUCGAGGCGGUGCUGCAGGGCAACAUCGCCAUGGCUCAUGAGGCGCUGCAGCUGGGUGCUGACCCUGACUGCUACAUUGGCCACUUGAUGAAAGAUGCAGUGAAAAGUGAACUGCGCUUUGACACUCCUCGUCAACUUGCCCAUAAAACCAACCAAGAACACAUCAUAAACCUCUUUAGCCAGACAUACGGCAAAAUGAUUUCAAGAAACACUACAACACAGAAUCGUGCUGUAGUACCCUUGUGGAAUACCAAGGACCAACUCCUGAGAAAACCGUCAAUUCCUACUGUAGCAGCAGUAGAUCCUGUCGCGAGAAACGUUUACAGGAUGGGUUCAAAUCGUAGAGGUUUUGUGUGCAUCCUUAACUACAACUCGUUUUGUGGUCGCCCAGAUCUGAGUCUCAAGGACGCGACGAAAAAUGUUUCAGAUUUAUCAAACGUAUUUCAUGACAUGGGAUAUUCCGAUCGUACCUUCACUUCUCUGACCGCAGACGAAACCAAAAAGGCUUUGACCGAUGUAAGAGACAUGGAUAUCCUUGAUGAAGUUGGGUGUGCUGUCUUCAUCAUCACUAGCCACACAACAAGGAAGGAUAACUUCUUAACUUCUGAUCUCAAACUGCUGGGGACUGAAUGGGUUCAGGAGUUUUUCAAGGAUUCAGAGUGUCCUAAACUUAGAAAUAAACCCAAAUUAUUUAUCUUUAACUUUCACUGCGGACGCUUUAGAGAACAACAUAAGUACUUGCAAGCCCCAAGCAAAAUAAAAAGAUUCAGUGAACCAUUGCAAGAUAUGAUCAGCUUAUACUCCAUCACUAAAGCCUCCAUAGCAGGUGGCUUUGUCGAGGACAGGUCUCCGUUCAGCGCCGCCCUCCGUGCCACUUUGGAGCGCUGCACUCCUGGCAAGGAAUUGGGAGAGGUGUACAGGGAGCUCGUGCAGGAGUGCGCCAACACCUCUCCGACGUCCGUGGUAGAGUUAAGGAGCUUUGGCUUUACAAAUGAGUUUUUCUUCCGCUCAGAAGCACAUUCCUCCGGUCCGGGAUGAGAGCUAACCAGCAGAACUGCAAGCCGGUGUACUCAAAUGAUUUAGUGAGACUUCUAUUAUAAAAUUAUAUAAAGCGUCUGAAGAGAGCUAGCACCUUAGAUUAGAUUAAACCCCGAUUAUAUUACUGAUAUUUUGAAGGUGUUAUUUUAUACUAUAAUGUACUGCAUGUGUAUUAUUUAUUUGA